AAAAGUUCUGCCACUUUCUGGGCUCUAAACAUUACAAGCGAGGGUUUUGAAGUUAUUGAGUAUGUAGGCCUUGGACUCGCGUGAGUACAGCUUAGGGGACCAGAAGCUGGCUAUCUGGAAGCUACCCUUUCAGAGACCAUCCCCCCUCAUGACAACUUCUGCUGCACUUGGUUCCGCCAAGACCCACGACGGUUCCGCCCCCUUCUUCCUUGUCAUUGAUGUUGUUGUUCUUGUCAGUGCCGCAGCCCCGACCGCCGGGAGCUCGAACCCAAGCGGGGGCCGCCCGGGUGGCGCGGUGGCGGCGGCAGCGGCUGCGGCUGCAGCAGCUGCGACGGCUGCGGGGGCUGCUCCGGGGACUGCGGGGGCGGCCGGGGGCUGGCAGCCGGCGGCGGGGCCGGAUGGCUCUGUGCGGGCAGGCGGCAGGCGCCGCGUCGCUGCCCAGCGAGCUGAUCGUGCACAUCUUCUCCUUCCUGCCCGCGCCGGACCGGCUGCGGGCCUCAGCUUCCUGCUCGCACUGGCGGGAGUGCCUCUUCUACCCUGCUCUCUGGCCCCAGCUCCGCAUCUGUCUCCGCGUCUCCCCUACUGAGCAGCCUCGGCUCGAAUUCCUCAUGCGUAAGUGCGGCUGGUUCGUGCGAGAGCUGCGUGUUGAGUUCGCGGCUGAGAAUUACCUGAGCGGUGGCGGCGGCCCGGGCGACGGAGGCGGCGCGGACCCCGGGACUGGCGGGGAAGAAGUCGAGGCCCUGCAGCUCUCAGCCCGUUGGCUGGAAGUGCUGCGCACCUACUUAGAGCUGGUGUUGUGUGUGCUGGUCAGCAUCCGGAACAACAGGAACCUCCAGAAGUUUAGCCUUUUUGGAGACAUAAGUGUUCUACAACAGCAAGGAAGUUUGUCAAAUACAUACCUCAGCAAGGUGGAUCCUGAUGGCAAAAAAAUAAACAGUAAAAUUCAGCAGCUUUUUGAAGAAAUACUGAGUAAUAGUAGGCAACUGAAAUGGCUGUCCUGUGGGUUUAUGCUGGAACUAGUAACCCCAACAUCACUGUCAUCUCUCUCAAACUCUAUUGCCAACACCAUGGAGCACCUGAGCUUGCUAGACAACAAUAUUCCUGGUAACAGCACCCUUAUCACCACAGUCGAACUGGAGCGAUUCGUGAAUCUGCGCUCACUUGCCCUGGAUUUCUGUGACUUUACAGCUGAGAUGGCAAGUCUAACUGAUAGCAACCAUGUGCCUUUGCAGCGACUAUCUCUCCUGGUCCACAAUGUUUCCGUGAUGCACAAGUCUCUGGACAACAUGCCAAAUGAUGAGCAUUGGAAAGCCUUGUCACGAAAAAGCACCAGCCUUCGGGUCUACAUAAUGGCCUUUGAUAUCAAGAGUGAAGAUAUGCUAAAGAUUCUGAAACCCAGUAUACCACUAGAGAGGAUUCAUUUUGACAGCUACAUCACUUGUGUUUCAGGAGCUAUUGUUGAUCUUAUAUCCAGGCAGUAUGAUAAGUUCCUCACUCAUUUUAUACUAAUGAAUGAUGUGAUUGACACGUCUGGUUUUCCAGAUCUUAGUGACAACCGAAAUGAAGAUCCAUUGGUUUUAUUAGCAUGGAGGUGCACAAAGCUUCCUCUUCUGGCAAUUCACGGUUACACAGUGUGGGCGCACAACCUCAUUGCCAUUGCUCGUCUUCGUGGCUCUGACCUAAAAGUACUUGAAGUCACUGAAGAAAGCAUUGAUUUUGACCAAGGUGAACUGGCCGACCAGGAUGUGGAUCCAGUGCAUAACCUUAUUGAGCAGGUAUCCCUGGGCCUGGGUCAACCUUGGCAUGCGGUCAUGGACAUCGCACUCAGUGUCUUCACUGAACCGAAUCGUCAUUUUUACAGAGAGAUACAAAGCUUCAGUGAAGACAUUUAGUUUUUUUUUUAAAUGUACAAUUCCUGUGGUUACAUAUGCAAGUAGGGUCCUAUUAUGUUUUUUUUCAGUAGUGUGAAUUAAUCCCUUUGUGCUGUGUUUAAUCAGUAUUAGCUUUAUAGAAUUAUAUACAUAUAUUCUACUUCUUGAUCAAAGAACGUAGUCGGGUAUUGGUUUAGAAGUUCAAAGUGACAAUGUGUAGGGCUUUCACGGUUAAUGGACUUGUUAUCAAACCUUAAGGAUAUACAACCGAAGGUUGUCUGAGGUUGCUGGCUAACUUUAUUUUCACUGAGUUACUCUGCCUUUUGAUGUUUUUAUUCUUUGUGUGUCAGAGUUCAGAGCUCAGGAGCCAAAAUAUUUUUAUACAUAAAAAGAUAUAUAUCCAUAGCCUGGUGGAUUUGUAUGCAAUGCACUGCAUUCAUGCUUGAUAGCAUUUCAUUAAUUUUUUUUUGAAAUGGAAGAAGGGAGGAUAGUAUGAUCCCAAAUGAGUGAUCUUUAACAGAGAAGCCAAGACUUUUAUUACAUACAUAUAUAAUAGUUGAUAUCACCAAUUACCAUUCUGAAUUUUGUGUAUUAGGUUAGAAUACUGCUUAAUCCUUUUUUUAAAAAAUGCAUUUACAUAAACAUGAAUACUCAAACUGUUAGACUUUUUUUUAAGCUGUAUGUGACAUAAUUUUAUUCAUCAAUUACAUUAUACAUUCAAGUUAGCUUUUUAGCCCAGAUUUCAAAUAGUGGAGGAAGAAACUGUAUUCCAGGGUAAAACCUCCUUAAAAGAAAAUCAAAAAACAGAGCCGUAAACACACAUGCUUGCAAACAAACAUUAGUCGUGAAAUCCCUAGCAACGAGUCACUGGAUUUUUCUCUGUCAGCGCGCGUGUCAGCUGCCAAAGAAUAGACUUAACUGAAGAAGUGCCCACAUGCUGGCAGGGGCUGGCCCACUCUGGCCAGCCAGAUACUGCUAGAUUGUAAUAUUUAAGGUCGAAUUUCGACCUGUGGUACACAGCUGUGCUGUGGCUCAGUCAGCAACCUCAGAACUCUGAAAAAACAAAACAAAAAAAAAGAAAAAAAAACCAUGCACCUGUUUCACUGUGAAUAGUGAAUGUAAAGGAAAGAAAGGAAGAACUGAAAGCUUGUUCUAUCACAGGUAUGAGCUGCUAUGAUACAUGAAGAACAUUCCAUGAAGUAUGUUUUAAAACCUUGUUAUAUCUGAGAGGCUUUAAAAGCCGACUUAACUGUUUCAGGGCAACCGCGGUACAGACGUGGUCUCUGUGAGACUUCCACCUGACCCCAGUUUUAAGUGGUACGAAUGUUGUGCAUUUAAUGUUAAAGGACAGUCUGCAAUAAUAAAGUAAGUAGCCAACGUGGGUGCCCAGCAGUGCUGAGACCUGGCUGCUCUAUUGUAAGCUUUGGAAACACAAUUUAUGCAACAGAUGUCCAGAUAUGAUUCUAUUUAUGGAAAAAGUUUAUAUGUAUUUUACAAAUGGUUUUACCAUCUUAUAUUAAAAUGACCUUUUGACAGGUGUGCACUGUUUUGUCUCCAGUGAGCACAUACCAUGAGGAUUUUAUAUGUACAUCAGUAGUGUGAAUCCACUGGCACAGUGUGUGUAAAUGCCAGAUGUGGUGAGAUUUUAUCUUACAAAUGUGAUCAGAUAAAAUAAAUCCUGACAGAAACUGUAAGGAAACCAGCUGAAUGUUUGACCUGAUGACUGAUGUUGUAUGGUUUAUGUUAAAUGUAUAUUCUUUUAAUCAAUGAAUAAAGCAUUAAAAAGUGA
Molecule: messenger RNA, 3660 nt
Organism: Lutra lutra (Eurasian river otter)
Lineage: Eukaryota; Metazoa; Chordata; Mammalia; Carnivora; Mustelidae
Gene: FBXO33
Product: F-box protein 33
Biological process (GO): SCF-dependent proteasomal ubiquitin-dependent protein catabolic process; positive regulation of protein ubiquitination
Cellular component (GO): SCF ubiquitin ligase complex
Molecular function (GO): protein binding
Source: RefSeq, a predicted model, not a curated record